GAGGCGGGCGGGCGCGGGGAAAAUGGCGGCGGCGGCGAACGGGACUGGAGGGAGCAGCGGGAUGGAGGUGGAUGCAGCAGUAGUCCCCAGCGUGAUGGCCUCCGGCGUGACGGGGAGCGUCUCAGUCGCUCUUCAUCCCCUCGUCAUUCUCAACAUUUCAGACCAUUGGAUUCGUAUGCGCUCCCAGGAGGGGCGGCCUAUGCAGGUCAAACAGGUGUUCAAGGAGCUGGAGUUUCUGGGUUGGUAUACCACCGGGGGGCCGCCUGACCCCUCUGACAUCCACGUCCAUAAGCAGGUGUGCGAGAUAAUCGAGAGCCCUCUCUUUCUUAAGUUGAACCCUAUGACCAAACACACAGAUCUUCCCGUCAGUGUUUUUGAGUCUGUCAUCGAUAUAAUCAAUGGAGAGGCCACAAUGCUGUUUGCUGAGCUGACCUACACUCUGGCCACAGAGGAAGCUGAACGCAUCGGUGUAGACCACGUAGCCCGAAUGACAGCCACAGGCAGCGGGGAGAACUCCACUGUGGCUGAACACCUGAUAGCGCAACACAGUGCCAUCAAGAUGCUGCACAGCCGGGUCAAGCUCAUCUUGGAAUACGUCAAGGCCUCUGAAGCAGGGGAGGUCCCCUUUAAUCAUGAGAUCCUGCGGGAGGCCUAUGCUCUGUGUCACUGCCUUCCCGUGCUCAGCACGGACAAGUUCAAGACAGACUUCUACGAUCAAUGUAACGACGUGGGGCUCAUGGCCUACCUUGGCACCAUCACCAAAACGUGCAACACCAUGAACCAGUUUGUGAACAAGUUCAACGUCCUCUAUGAUCGACAAGGCAUCGGCAGGCGGAUGCGGGGGCUCUUCUUCUGAGGGUGCUUGAAGGGACGAUGCACAGGUUGGACAGUGGUCCCACAGGGGAGGGGUGUUACACUCCCUUUAGAGAAACCUCUGUCAAUAAUAAAAGGGGAG
Puma concolor (puma) is the source of this 955-nucleotide messenger RNA. Lineage: Eukaryota; Metazoa; Chordata; Mammalia; Carnivora; Felidae. The record is from RefSeq and is a predicted model, not a curated record.